This is a messenger RNA of Esox lucius (northern pike), 3148 nucleotides long. It is a transcript of the gene cracr2b, whose product is annotated as calcium release activated channel regulator 2B. Bases 319 to 2055 code for a protein of 578 amino acids. The record is from RefSeq and is a predicted model, not a curated record. Gene Ontology annotation, molecular function: calcium ion binding. NCBI's taxonomy places the organism in Eukaryota, Metazoa, Chordata, Actinopteri, Esociformes, Esocidae. The transcript has 13 exons.
AGAUAACGUCCUGUAUGUUUGACAAGGGAGGAUCUUCCCGGCCAUAUUAGCUAUUCUUCAAGUUAUAGGAAGCAGGUCCUGCAAGAUAACAGCAGUCUUUGUAAACACCCAAAGGAAAGAGACACAAAACAUUAUGACAGAAGGAGUAAAGCUAGAAUGAGAACAGAAGGAGUAAAGCUAGAAUGAGAACAGAAGGAGUAAAGCUAGAAUGAGAACAGAAGGAGUAAAGCUUGAAUGAGAAUAAAAGGAGUAAAGCUUGAAUGAGAAUAAAAGGAGUAAAGCUAGAAUGAGAACAGUGAUUAACAUCCCCCGGCAGUAAUGUCCAGCUGGCUGACCGACGGGGAGGUUUUGACGGGUGAAGGAAGCGGGAUCGCGUCCCCGUGCAGCCCCAGACUGAUGGUGUUCCCGGUCCCAGUUAGCUGUGGCAGUCCCCGGUCUGGGCCGGGGGGCAGAGGGGUCGGGGGUCACAGCCUUGUCGGGUCACCCAGCUCCAGGGAGUCAGCACUGGGUCAGCCAGAGUUCAUGGGUAACAUGGGGAAGGCCAGGGAGCUGUUUGUUCUGUGUGACAAAGAGGGAAAGGGCUUCAUCACCAAGAGAGACAUGCAGAGAUUACAGGGAGAGUUACCACUGUCCCCAGAACAGUUGGAGUCAGUGUUUGAGAGUCUGGACAGAGACAACAAUGGUUUCCUGACACCUGUCGAGUUUAACAUGGGCCUUAUGGCUGGGGGCUUGAUGUGGGUGGAGGAGGACACAGAGGAGAGUCAGGAAGAGACAGAAACAGAGGAGAAGCAGGUGGAUCCAGGAGAAUUAAGGUUCAUUCAGAUACUGACGGACCUGGGUGCUGGAAAACUCUUCACAGAUCAAUGGGAGCUGUGUAAUUUGUGGUGUGAGCUCCAUAGGGACAGACCAGAGCUGCUCUCCCUUCUGGAGGACGUCCUGGUCCAAGCUCUGUACCAACUACAAGACUCAAUGAGAGAGAGAGACAGUCUGGAACAAGCCCUACGCAGACGAGAGAGUGACCAUGACAGCAUAGUUCAGUCUAUCUACGAGGAGAUGGAGAGUCGGGUCAGAGAGGAGAAAGAAAAACGACUCGCUCAGGACAGUAUAAGACAGUUGGACAGAAUGCAACAGAUUGCUGAGGAACUAAAGAUGAAGGAACAGGAAUUAGAGACCUCCCUGUCCAAUCAGAAAGAGCUGGAGGAGAGGAUCCAGACACUGGACAGUGAGCAGACAGAUAUUAGGACACAGAAUCAGCAGCUCCACAGUCAUAACAUGCAGCUUCAGGAAGAGCUGGAGACCAGCAGGGAGGAUCUACAGACCGCCCUGGACCAGUUAGAUCUCCUACAAUCAAACCUUGCAGAGCAGGAGAGGAUGAGAGACAGACGAGAGAGUGACCAUGACAAGGUAGUUCAGUCUAUCUACGAGGAGAUGGAGAGUCGGGUCAGAGAGGAGAAGCGACUCACUCAGGUCAAUAUAAGACAGUUGGACAGAAUGCAACAGAUUGCUGAGGAACUGAAGAAGAAGGAACAGGAAUUAGAGACCUCCCUGUCCAAUCAGAAAGAGCUGGAGGAGAGGAUCCAGACACUGGACAGCGAGCAGACAGAUAUUAGGACACAGAAUCAGCAGCUCCACAGUCAUAACAUGCAGCUUCAGGAAGAGCUGGAGACCAGCAGGGAGGAUCUACAGACCGCCCUGGACCAGUUAGAUCUCCUACAAUCAAACAUUAGAGAGCAGGAGAGGAUGAGAGACAGGACUGUACUGAAGGUCUCCAAGAACAUACAGAAAGAAAAGGACAGUCUGCAGAGACAGCUGGAGUUAUUAAGGGAUAUGAACAAACGUCUACGGGAUGAAAAAGAUGCCCACCAGUCCCCAAAGAGGGUUGGUUUAAAUCCCCUGGGUCACGGACACCCUCUCCUCCUCUCUCCUCUCCUUCCUCCCGUCCUCCCUCAGUCCAUCCUCCCAACACACCAUCACCACUCCCACUGCCUUUGCACCAGUCAUGACAGUUCCCUGUGGACACACCCCUUUAACCAUCCUCAUGUAAAUCCAUGCUAAUUCUCCCUGGACACACCCCUUCAACCAUCCUCAUGUAGAUCCAUGCUAAUUCUCCCUGGACACACCCCUUUAACCAUCCUCAUGUAAAUCCAUGCUAAUUCUCCCUGGACACACCCCUUUAACCAUCCUCAUGUAAAUCCAUGCUAAUUCUCCCUGGACACACCCCUUCAACCAUCCUCAUGUAGAUCCAUGCUAGUUCUCCCAGGACACACCCCUUCAACCAUCCUUAUGUAAAUCCAUGUUAAUUCUCUCUGGACACACCCCUUUAACCAUCCUCAUGUAAAUCCAUGUUAAUUCUCCCAGGACACACCCCUUCAACCAUCCUUAUGUAAAUCCAUGUUAAUUCUCCCUGGACACACCCCUUCAACCAUCCUUAUGUAAAUCCAUGUUAAUUCUCCCUGGACACACCCUUAGCUGUGCCGCACGUUUGUGUAGAAAACUAACAUACUACACUGGCUAUGGGUGAAUUUAUUUUAAGAAACUCGUCCUGGGAUAAGAAGCAUUCCCUCUUCGAACUACAUGGCUUAUUGACAGUAUUGUACACAUUAGGCCUGUCCUGUGACCUGUAGAGGCCAGCUGUAGGUCUAGUCUCACCACAGAGGCUUUUGUGGUGUGGUGUGGUUGUUGUUCCAUAGACAGGCUGCUAAGGAAGUGGAAUAGGACCACUGAUGGGUCACUUUGUGAUUUUGCUUUUUUUUAUGUAAGGAAAACUUUUUUUCAGAGGGCUAUAAAGCAUCACUCUGCGAGAAAGUAGUUUAUGUUGAGGAUUUCUGAACAAUGUAAAAUAGUACUAUGAACCAUUGUAAUCUCGCCGUGUAAUUUUAUUUAGCAACCCGAGCAAUAAUGUGAUCUCUUUGUAAUGCACACCUUUAAAGAAUUUGCAAUUAAAUCAAACUAACAGAUUGUAAUCAGGUUUAUGGUGGUUUUAACACUUGGCACAAUGCUUUUGCUCCUGUAAAUAAUCAAAAUAAUACAUUUCUGCAUAAGCUAGUCAUCUGUUUGUAAACCUCUUUGUGUGUGGAUGUAUUCAAAAUGUAUUUACCAAACAAAUGUUGUUGAUCAUCAUCUGGUGCUAAAUAAACACUGUCGUAUA